ACAUUUUGCCUCAACGCCUCAAUUCUUCCACGAUUUCCUGGACUUGGAUCUGCCGUGCAGAAUGUCUUCUUCGGUCUAAAGACUGCUUGUAAUUGCAGCCUCCGGGCUUCGCUAUUGCUCCCUUCAGCUCAUUAAAAAGAGCAGUGAGCAUGGCAUCUCCUUUUCGAAGUCUGACUACUGUGGCAUGUAGGACACAGACUUUACAAUCUACAGGAGUUUCCUGUAUACCACGGAAUCCUCCUAUAAUUACAUUUUUGUCUAUCAGAUCACAGAACUUUACAUCCUUACGACAAUCACGACAGUCCUCCUUUCCUUUUAAAUCUCUAGUUCGAACAUCUCAGCGCGCCUUCUCCAUAUCCCCUCGCAGAUCCUCAACUGCGAAAUAUACAUAUGGCAUAGCGGCGUCUUUCACAGCGAAGGAUCACAGAUACAAUCCCGACACCAAUGUGUUCUCUUUCAACCCCUACAACCGAAUCCUCGCCCGCCGAAAAGACAAGCGCACCAGACCCGACUCAGGCCAAGAUGCCUUCUUCGUGGCCCAGAUCCACGAAACCCCCGACGUCGCCUUCGGAAUCGCGGACGGAGUGGGAGGCUGGGUAGAUUCAGGCGUGGAUCCAGCAGAUUUCUCUCACGGCUUCUGCGAUUACAUGGCGCACGCGGCAUACACCCACUCUUCAGAAACGGAACAUCCUCUUAAUGCGAGGAGUUUGAUGCAGAGGGGCUAUGAGGAUAUAUGUAAAGAUCCUAGUGUCAAAGCAGGAGGCAGCACGGCUUGUGUUGGGAUUGCAAAGGGAGAUGGCACACUCGAGGUUGCGAACCUGGGGGAUUCGGGAUUUGUUCAAUUACGAUUGAACGCCAUACACGAAUAUAGCGAGCCGCAAACGCAUGCUUUUAAUACCCCAUACCAACUGGCCGUCGUUCCAAAGAAAGUGUUGAAGCAAGCAGCUGCGUUUGGGGGACAGCAGCUGUGCGAUAUGCCGAAAGAUGCAAAUGCUUCUCAGCAUAAGUUACGGCAUGGAGAUGUGCUUGUUUUUGCAAGUGAUGGUGUUUGGGAUAAUUUAAGCCACCAAGAUAUUUUGAAGGUGGUGAGUAGGAUUAUGCUUGGAGCGAGAGCUUGGGAGCAUACCAAGGACGGAGUCAGUGUUGGCAGUGGAUUAAGCAGCUUCCUGUUGGCUGAUGAUGGGAAGAGUGGUGCUGAGGAGAUACCCAGCUUGCAGAGUUUCUUGGCUGUGGGUAUCACAGGAGAGGCGAAAGCUGCGAGUGUUAAUACGAGGAGAGAUGGGCCUUUUGCUAGAGAGGUGCAGAGGUAUUAUCCACAUGAGAAUUGGAGAGGUGGUAAGGUAGACGAUAUUUGUGUGGUAGUGGCAAUCGUUUGCGAGGAGAGGAAGUAAAUGAUCAAAGAUUGUAUGAUAUAGCAUGUUUAAUGAUGGGCUUUGUAUAAACAUAGGAUAGAGGAGGACGCUGCAUUGGCGAAAAGAAUUAGGGUGAAUGGGUCUGCUUAAUGGGCACCUGCAUAAGAAAUCUCUAGCUAUUGGCAUUCAAUGAAACAAAAGACAG
This is a messenger RNA of Mollisia scopiformis, 1557 nucleotides long. Its product is annotated as protein serine/threonine phosphatase 2C. The transcript has a single exon. The record is from RefSeq and is a predicted model, not a curated record. NCBI's taxonomy places the organism in Eukaryota, Fungi, Ascomycota, Leotiomycetes, Helotiales, Mollisiaceae. Bases 150 to 1391 code for a protein of 413 amino acids.